Molecule: messenger RNA, 2039 nt
Organism: Mytilus californianus (California mussel)
Lineage: Eukaryota; Metazoa; Mollusca; Bivalvia; Mytilida; Mytilidae
Exons: 6
Coding region: 74-847 (257 amino acids)
Source: RefSeq, a predicted model, not a curated record
ACAACUCUGAAAUUUCCGUGUUGUUGUCAAAGACGCCAUUUUCUACAUAGAAAGAUGAGUUGAGUCUAAAAACAUGGGAGCAGGAGCCAGUUCUAAUCAAACAGUUGGAGUAACUGCAAAUCCGAGAGUUCUUUAUUCAGACCAGCUUUCUAAAAAAGAGAAAAAAACACAGAGGAUAGAUGUACCAGUCCUGAUAGAUGUACAACAUGGUUCUGUUAGAUACAGAUAUGGUAGCUAUGAAGGAGAACCUAAAAAUAAAUCUAGCCGUAUAGAGAGGCCAUUUGAAGGAGAUCUGAAAGUUGAUAAGAAAAAUUAUUUCUACCAUCCUAGAUUAAAUGACUUUAGAAAAGAUGCUGAUCCAUCAAAAGAAGAUGAUUUUAAAUUCCUUCAUGUCACAAAAGGACCAGCUUCCUGUAAAAAUAAGAAGUUAUUCUAUGUAUAUGGUCGUGGAUGGAAUGCCAUAGAUGGGAAGAAAACCUUACCUACCAUGACUAAAGAAGAAGGCAACGAUUAUUCCUGGCCACAGAUGAGAAAACCAAAUAGUUGUUACUAUAACUUGCUUUUUGAGCAACAAGAAACAGAACUACCAGAAAUGAGUGAAGAGGAAAGACUGUCUGAAGAACUCUCAUCUACACCCAACAAAAAUCAGAUACAUGUGACAUUAACAGAUACUGAUUCUGCCCAGGAUGUAAAGAGGAAGAUAGCAUUAAAGAUUCUUAAAAGUGCAGCUGAUAUUUUUAUUGUGUGUAAUAAGGAAUUAUUGAGGAAUGAAGAUGUAAUUGGUGAUCAGAGAACAGAUGAACAAGGCAACUGGAAGACUUUUAAAGUCACCUUGAAUCUUUUUUGACAGCAAACUUUUUUUCAUUUGUUAUUGUAACAUGCAGGUCAUGUUCAAUUUGAUAUAUGCAUUUAUAUUGUUUUGUUGUAAAAUAUCUGUGAUAUUUAUAUAUUUUUAUACAGUUGUACAAAUUUGUUUUAUAUAUACCCACAUGUAAGUAUGAGAGAACAGAUUAUCAUUUCAAACCAACUAUUGAUCAUUAUAUAAUUCUAAACUAAUUUAACCCACAAAAUUAUUGUUUUUGAAGUUUCAUUUUGUAACCCCAUUUGAAAUAGUUUGGGGCAAAUUGUUUUUCAGUCUGUGUGCUCAUCUGUCUGUUUGACUAUCAGUUAGUUUUAACUUUUAACUAUCACAUAUUAAUAACAUUUAAGGAUAGUAAGUUAUUUAACUUUAUAGAAUAAGUUUGGUAAUAAUCUAAUCAAGUAAUAUGCUUACUAAAACAAGAAGCUGAUAUACCAAUGGAAUGUUAUUUAAACUUGAAUGAAGGCAUUUUAUUUACAAUAUUCCUACACUGUUUGUUUAAAAGUUAAAAAAAAAACAUCAUUCAGUCUUAUUCUUGUAAAAAUUUGUCAAACUUGUUAUUGGAAAAUAAGUUUUACUUUUAAAAGUUAUGAUUCUCUUCAGCAAAAACAAAUUUUUCAUUGAAAGUGUCAAUAUCUGAAGUUUCAACCAAAUAAUAUACAAUUACUGUUAUUUGAUGAGGUAAAUAUGUGGUUUUAUUGACAGGCCAACGGCCGAAGUGAAUAUCAGUUUUUCAAAAGUCAAUUAAACCACAUAUUUACCGAAACAAAAGACAGUAAUUGUUUUAUUCCAUAUUCUGAAAGAAAUGUAUGUAAUGGAAAUUAUUUACCAAAACCAAUUGUACAUCAAACGUUUUUUUAACAAAAUCAUACACGUAAAAGCAGGCAACGUUUUGCGCGGUGAAUAUACUUUUUCCGCAGGUGAAUAUGCUUAUUUAUUCAAAAUCCCAUUCAUAUAGAAACACCUAUUAAAGUUUUAUCAAUAUGGAAUAAACAAAAUUAUUGAAAUAUAAUUAAAACUUUAUAACCAGUAUUAAGCUGACAUGCUGCAAUCUUUAAAUAUUUUUUUGGUAUAUUUGUAAUAUUUAUUGUUCAAUGAUAAUAUAUAUAUACGCUAUUUUUUAAUUAUAAUACUGUUAAAUUAUAACCUUAUUUUUUUGCAAUAAAAAUGUUGAAGGUUA